AUGGUGCAGCAGCACGAGAGGGACCGUUUGUGGCACUUCUUCUGCCACUUUGAGGGCUUUGCUCGUGCAGUAGACGAAGCAGAGCCGUGGGACCCCGGUGGCAUGAGCUCACGCCUGAAAUGGCAACGCCUCUUUGAGCAGAACGCCGAGGCUGAGGCGAAGCCUGGCAAGUGCCUCUUCACCUGGGUGCAGCUCGGUCGCGAGGAGGUGCGCGUAGCAUUACCACAGGAAGAAGCAAUGGCCCGCGUGCCUGAACAUCAGGAGCUGGUCCAGCGCCUCGCAGAGCAGAGCCUCUUCAGUUCGGCGCUCCUUCAGGCGAAGCUGACAAGCCUGCUGAGUACGAAGGUGGUUCCAAGGCUGCGCGAGCUCAUUGUCGGCCGACCAGGUCCUGCGCUGUGCCUCGCAGGCUUCUACCAGGGUGCCAGCAGCACGAAGGCCAGGAAAGUGAAAGGCAAAGGCCAGAACCUCCGGAAGCGGCAAACAGCACAGCUCUUCGCCCUCGUUUGUCGUCCAGAUGGAUGGCUUGUGGAGCUCUGGUCACAGCAGUGCAGCACGAGUUCCACGUGGCUGCAGAUCGCCGGCAAGAAGCCCGCGGCUGAAGUGACCGUGCGCGACCUCUGCAAGGCUGUCUCAGCCCAGCUGCCAGCCUUGGGCUUCCGCGCCACCCACGCGUGGCUUGCCAACGCGCAGGACCCGCAGAGACCCGCCGACCUCGAGUUCGGCCUCGCGCUGCUCCGGGACCUGCGAUGGACCCAAGCAGAACGAUUGCUCCUUCGGGAGAUUGUCCCGCUUGAGCAUAAGAGUCCUGCAGAUCGUUUGGAACAGGACAACUCAGCAGAGCUGAGGCCACAGCAGGCUCAGCCAUUGGUGCUGCUCCAGCGCUGUUCGCAGCGGCCAGUACCCAGGGCAGCCAGGCCAUGGCGCCUUUCCGCCGCUCUAGCAGAGGAGCCGCGGGGUGGGAGCAGGUUUCCGGCCUCUCUGCACUGCAUCUCACGGCAGAGGCUUGCUAGGAAAUUGAAGCUGAUUUCAAGUCGUGUUCCGGUCGCGCACUCGCGCCGCUUGCUGCUCACCAGCCGAGGAGCCCGUCAGUUCGAGUUUCACCCCUUGCGGCCAGGGACCAUGUUGGUCGGCAGGAAAGACGGUACUGCAGGGAUCAUCAACUACGAAACAGAUGUCAUGACGCACAGCUGUGUCGUAGAUCAGUUUCCCAUACUGGGACUCUCAUGGUUCCACACGCUGCCGCAGUGGGCAGUUGUAGGAGGAUCCCAGUCUGGAGUCAUUCGCUUCUUGCGCUACGACGAGGGGCUUCCAGGAAAGCUACACAGUGUGGAGCUGGAGCCCUUUCAGCAAUUGUCAUCGCUGUCUAUGAACUGUACAGACGACUAUUUCAUGACGAGUGGCUUUUGCAUCGACGUUGGGCUCUACGACGUGGUGACAGGACGGCGCAUCAAGACGUUCCGGAAUUUGCACCAAAACUUUAUCAAUAUUCUACGCUUUUCGCACCGAACGCACGUGCCUCAGAAGAAGGGCUGUUGGCAGGUUGCUGAGAUGGGGGUAGAGUCCGAGCUUGGCGGUGAAAGAAUACCGAGACAUGACGCGCUUUGUGCCGACAGGCACUACGACAGUUUGAUUUGCGAGAGCGUGGACCAGGCCCCGCACUUGGUGUGCAAAAGUGACUCUCCGAGAGCAAGGCUCAAAGUUCCCCGUGCCGGCCCUCGGAAGCGCCUGGGCAUUUUUCUGAGCUCCCUUUUCUCUGUGUUUUAUAACAUCUCCAUGUUUUCAGAGUUCGUUAGUUCUAUCAACUACCGCCGCUCCCUGUAUGCCGCUGGGGGCGAAGUGGUGGCGACAGUCGCUACCAACGAAAGCUUGCUGCGACUGUACGAUGCGGCCGCGCCACAUAGGAGCCUGGGAGUGAUCGACUUCAGGAACAUGCUUCUCAAGCAGAACCACCGGCAUCUUGCGCAAAGCACAGGCCAGGGCUGCUUCUUUCCCUGGGCAUCGAGGUCGUCACGGUGGAGUGCACUGUCACUUGUUGGCAGCUCUUCAUGUGAGGAGCCACGUGUAAACCUCGACCAAGCGCCCCGCGUGGAGUACCUGCAGUCCCUGAGGUGUCAUCCUGGGGAGCCUUCCAUCUUGGGCGCCCUGGCUGCUGCUUCCGAGCCAAGUCCAGAGGCCUACGUGGCAGCCAUCCACUUGGAGGAGCACCACAAAAACGUGACAUGA
This is a messenger RNA of Symbiodinium natans, 2223 nucleotides long. Lineage: Eukaryota; Dinophyceae; Suessiales; Symbiodiniaceae. The record is from the annotation of a GenBank genome assembly.